Messenger RNA from Mus musculus (house mouse), 3199 nucleotides. It is a transcript of the gene Mkrn1, whose product is annotated as makorin, ring finger protein, 1. The transcript is spliced from 9 exons. The coding region runs from base 1159 to 2604 and encodes 481 amino acids. Gene Ontology annotation, molecular function: metal ion binding; ubiquitin protein ligase activity. NCBI's taxonomy places the organism in Eukaryota, Metazoa, Chordata, Mammalia, Rodentia, Muridae. Gene Ontology annotation, biological process: protein ubiquitination; protein polyubiquitination. The record is from RefSeq and is a predicted model, not a curated record.
CUGGGAUUCCCAAGUGUGUGUUGGGGGCGGGGGGCGGGGCGUCUGUAGGACCAAGUCCAACUAGCAGCUGGCUGCACCCUGCUCCUUCCAGCAGGAGACUUUCUGCUCUUAGGAAGCACUCAAGAGCUAUCUCUGGUUUCCUCCCACACUAUCCUGGGCCCUACAUUGUCUGUCACCUGCUGUCUAUGGUGAGGGCCCACGCCACCACCCCCAACUUAUUUUAAAGUCAGUUUGUAAUUGUACCUGUGCCUACAGACACCCUCCCUCCCAACCUGCCUGGGUUCAAGCUGCUUUGUGAACUCCAGCAGCAAGCGGCAGCUAUCUCUGACUGCAAGUUCCUGCAUCAAAGGCUUUGCUUGCAGAUAGGGCUCCCUUGUCAGGCAUCCAACCUCUCAGUCAGCAGGUCGGUUUAUUUCUCAGAACAAAUCAAUACACGAAGAUGGUUUUUGUCAUCUUUGCAUUCCACAUCGUUUUCUCACUAAACACAGGUCGGUCAAGAGGAUGAAAACCAAGCGCCAGGCAGGCGCCUUCCUAGUCUGCAUUCAAUGCAUGACUCAGAUGGCUUCUUCCUCAUACUCAUUGACACAUUCUAUCUUUCUCCACGUAUACAAUGUGCAGUUAUUAGAGCUGUAACCAUAAGAAGGUAUAGAUUGGGAGUUGUGGAGAGAUGGCUCAAGUAUAAGCAUGCAGCUGUCCUACCCGUUAGCAUCAAUGUGGGUUCCUCAUGGCCUUUUCCCAGCAAAGCAGCAGGGCAUGGACGAGGGAGAUCUGUGUUCAGGCAGGGAAAAAAACGUCAGCUGUGGCACCAGGAGCACAAGCUGAACCACCUCUGCUGGGACUGAAUUGAGUGGAUGUGGCGAUGCUACACAAAAGAGUCCCCAGAGUCUAAAAGCUGGCUGGUUCCAGUACUGGAGGGCGGAGCCUAAGCCAUCACCAAUCAGCGUCGCCGGAGGAGGGCCGCGGGUGCCCUGCGGAGCCCGCAGUUCCUGAGACCUGAGCGCUCGGAGACGCGGUGACACGGCGCGGGACUGGCGCAGAGCUCUCGGGCUCCUCAGCCUCCCUCCCCUCCCCUCCCUUCGCUGUCUUCUCCUUCUCAGCCGGACCGGAACUAUGUGAUCCCGGAAGUUCCGGGGCCAUUGCUGUGUGGGAUAAACAGUAAUGGCGGAGGCUGCGGCUCCCGGAACAACAGCCACAACAUCAGGAGCAGGAGCGGCAGCGGCGGCGGUGGCAGCGGCCUCCCUCACCUCUAUCCCCACAGUCGCUGCCCCGUCCCCGGGGGCGGGAGGAGGGGGCGGCGGCAGCGACGGCAGCGGCGGCGGCUGGACGAAACAGGUCACCUGCAGAUACUUUAUGCAUGGGGUUUGUAAGGAAGGCGAUAACUGUCGAUACUCUCAUGACCUCUCUGACAGUCCAUACGGCGUAGUGUGCAAGUAUUUUCAAAGAGGGUACUGUGUUUAUGGAGACCGCUGCAGAUACGAACACAGCAAGCCACUGAAACAGGAAGAAGUGACUGCUACUGAUCUGAGUGCAAAACCAUCCCUCGCUGCUUCCUCAAGUCUCUCUUCUGGUGUUGGAUCACUUGCUGAAAUGAAUUCAGGCGAAGCUGAGUCACGAAACCCAAGCUUUCCAACUGUAGGAGCAGGUUCAGAGGACUGGGUGAAUGCCAUUGAGUUUGUCCCUGGGCAGCCCUACUGUGGCCGUACUGCCCCUUCCUGCACUGAAGUACCCCCGCAGGGUUCAGUGACCAAGGAAGAGUCAGAGAAGGAGCCAACUACGGUGGAGACAAAGAAGCAGCUUUGCCCCUAUGCUGCAGUGGGAGAGUGUCGCUAUGGGGAAAACUGUGUGUAUCUCCACGGAGACUCGUGUGACAUGUGUGGCCUGCAGGUCCUACACCCAGUGGAUGCUGCCCAGAGGUCACAGCACAUAAAAUCUUGCAUUGAGGCCCAUGAGAAGGACAUGGAGCUCUCUUUUGCUGUUCAGCGCAGCAAGGACAUGGUGUGUGGGAUCUGCAUGGAGGUGGUCUAUGAGAAAGCCAACCCCAGCGAGCGUCGCUUUGGGAUCCUCUCCAACUGCAACCACACCUACUGUCUCAAGUGUAUUCGCAAGUGGAGAAGUGCUAAACAAUUUGAGAGCAAGAUCAUAAAGUCCUGCCCCGAAUGCCGGAUCACAUCUAACUUUGUCAUUCCAAGUGAGAACUGGGUGGAGGAGAAAGAAGAGAAGCAGAAACUCAUUCAGAAAUACAAGGAGGCCAUGAGCAACAAGGCGUGCAGGUAUUUUGAUGAAGGACGUGGGAGCUGCCCAUUUGGAGGGAACUGUUUUUACAAGCAUGCGUACCCUGAUGGCCGUAGAGAGGAGCCACAGAGACAGAAAGUGGGAACAUCAAGCAGAUACCGGGCCCAACGAAGGAGCCACUUCUGGGAGCUCAUUGAGGAGAGAGAGAACAACCCCUUUGACAACGACGAAGAGGAGGUUGUCACCUUUGAGCUGGGCGAGAUGUUGCUUAUGCUUUUGGCUGCAGGUGGGGACGACGAGCUGACAGACUCUGAGGACGAGUGGGACUUGUUUCACGAUGAGCUGGAGGACUUUUAUGACUUGGAUCUAUAGCAGCGUUGCGUGGCGCGGGCACUGGUCUGCGGAGCCUCAGACAGUAGCUGUCCCCUGUGCUGUGUGGCAGUGCGUGUGGCUCUCCUAGGCAGGCCUCUCAAACUCCAGGUGCUGUGAUCACUUCCCAGGGCCUGUUCCUCUACCCUCACCUCCCCCAAGAGUGUGUUGUUUUCUCUGUUUCAAAAGUUACAAAAAUAAAUCUUAAAGUUAGUUUUUUGUAACAUGAAUUUAACUGUCAGACAGUUAGUGUAGGUUUGUUGCGCCAUCUGUCCUCAGCCAGGUUGUGUUCAUGGACUUUGCACACUCAUUCUGAGACCCCUUUGAGGUUCAAAGGAAAAAGCACUGAUUGCUUUGGGGUCCAAGGAUAGGGGCAAUUGGGAAAAAAGGGACCUAAGUCGCUCUCUGCGCUAGAUGUGGGAGGGCUCCCCGAGGUUUCUGGGAGAUCUGCACCUUCAUGGUUUAGAGCUGUUCCCUGCCCUGUAAUCCCCUACAUGUGCUUGUCCUGUGGGUUUGGGUUCUUGUUCAGUUGCACGCAAGAAAGACUACUGGGUAACCAGAACCAGGUGCAAAUGUGUUGAGGUUAACCUGAGAAAAA